AUGGAAGAAAACACUAUCUUGUUAAAGCAGAUGCGUCGUGAUUCUCAAUCUAAUUCGAAAGAAACAAUUGAAAACUUGACAAACAAAGUAUCCAAACUUAAAUACGAACUUUGUCAAUCUAAAAAGUUUAUUUGCAAACUCCAAAAACAAAUUGAAGAUUUCCGAAAGAAACAUCGUGACUGUCAUGAAGAAAGCACAACUUAUCAUCACAAAUCAUCUAAAAGUACCAAAGAAAACCAAGAUUAUAAAGAACAUAUUUCAUACAAAAAACAUAAAAAUGUUCAUAUUCUUGACUCAUCAUCAUGUUAUUCAUCCAAUUCAUUUGAAUUCGAGAGUAACUCUAAUGUAAGUGAUUUAGAUAAAGAAAUUGAGAAGUUAGAGAAGAAUGUGAAAAUUUCACGAAAGAUCCUUCAAGAAAACACAAAAUUUUCUAAAUGA
Molecule: messenger RNA, 438 nt
Organism: Trichomonas vaginalis G3
Lineage: Eukaryota; Parabasalia; Trichomonadida; Trichomonadidae
Exons: 1
Coding region: 1-438 (145 amino acids)
Source: RefSeq, a predicted model, not a curated record